CAGAGUCGGUCGAGGUGAAGUCGAUCAGAUUUGCUCGGCCCUCUUUCCUCGUAGCACGAUUUGCUGGAGAAGAAGACGACCACUGCGUCAACGGAGAAGUGACGAGAGUAUUGUAUUUGAGCACUCUGCAAAGAGCUUGAAGAGGUGACAACUUACGGCGUACUUAAUACGCGGUUUCGUCUUGGAAGUUUGUUGUUGCACUUGCAUGUCCAACUACAGGUCAACAAUAGCAGAAACUCGAAAG
Molecule: messenger RNA, 244 nt
Organism: Amoebophrya sp. A25
Lineage: Eukaryota; Dinophyceae; Syndiniales; Amoebophryaceae
Source: the annotation of a GenBank genome assembly